Messenger RNA from Nicotiana attenuata, 1461 nucleotides. RefSeq names its product B2 protein-like. The coding region runs from base 155 to 1162 and encodes 335 amino acids. The transcript is spliced from 5 exons. NCBI's taxonomy places the organism in Eukaryota, Viridiplantae, Streptophyta, Magnoliopsida, Solanales, Solanaceae. The record is from RefSeq and is a predicted model, not a curated record. Gene Ontology annotation, biological process: response to endoplasmic reticulum stress.
CACACCCACCUUUUCCAUUUUCUCCUCUCAAAAACACCAUUUCUCUACUGUAAGUAAAACUCCAACUCUUUCACAACCAAAGACUCAAUCUUUACACAAAUUCCUCAUUCGGGUAUUCAAGAAAAGGCAAAAACUUUCAAUAUUUAUACAAAAAAUGGAGAACAACAAUCAAUCAUCUUUCUGGCAAUUCAGUGAUCAACUCCGUUUACAGAACAACAACUUAGCAAAUCUCAGUUUAAACGAUUCAAUUUGGAGCAAUAAUUAUAUUUCCAGAAAACCUGAAGAAAGGAGAAAUUUUGAUAUAAGAGUAGGUGGUGACAUCAACAACAAUUCUUCAACUGUUAGCAAUAACCCCAACAAGUCAAAUUACAAUCUUUUUAGCAACGACGGUUGGAAAAUCGCCGACCCAUCGGCGGUUACCGGCGCCGGAAGUGGAGUUGCCGGAAAAGGGGUUCUUGAUUUUGGUUUAAAUGGUGGGUUUAAUAAAGGGAUAUAUUCAAACCAAGGUUUGAAUUUUAAUUAUAGUAAAGGUAUUAACAAUAUUGCUGUGAAUACAAAGGGUGUAUUAAACAAGAAAUUUGGGAAAGUUGGUGUUGAAGAUGAGUUUGGAUAUGGGAAUAAUAAAAGUGUGAAGAAGAAUAAUAAGAGUAAUAAUAAAGAGAGUAAUAACAAGGAUAUUAAUGGUGAAAAACAGAAUGGUGUUGAUAAAAGGUUUAAGACUUUGCCACCAGCUGAAUCUUUGCCAAGAAAUGAAACUGUUGGUGGAUAUAUUUUUGUUUGCAACAAUGAUACUAUGGCUGAAAAUCUCAAAAGGGAGCUCUUUGGCUUGCCACCUCGUUACAGGGACUCAGUUCGACAAAUAACCCCUGGGUUGCCUCUCUUCCUGUACAACUACUCGACCCAUCAGCUUCACGGAGUUUUUGAGGCUGCAAGCUUUGGUGGAUCGAAUAUUGAUCCGUCGGCCUGGGAGGACAAGAAGAACCCUGGUGAAUCUCGCUUUCCUGCUCAGGUUCGUGUUGUGACAAGGAAAGUCUGCGAACCACUCGAAGAGGAUUCAUUCAGGCCAAUUCUUCACCACUACGACGGUCCUAAAUUCCGCCUCGAGUUAAAUGUUCCAGAGGCCCUUUCACUUCUGGACAUUUUUGAAGAGAAUAAGAACUAAAUGAAUGUAUAGUUCUUGCAUUUCAUCAGAGAAUGAAAGAAGGAUAUAUAGAGGAAUUUGCUUCUAGUAUACUGAAGAGUUUGCAGAGCAUAAAACAAGAAAGUAUUUACUGUAUAUAUAUAAAUAUAUAUAUGCAAAACAUAUGAUAUGGAGGAACACUUUUUGUGUGGAGAUUAAUAUUAAUAUUAAUAUUAAUAUUAAUAUUAAUAUUAUGUUUUGUGUAAUCCAGCAGGAAUUGCUGCAUAAUAAGAAGAUAAUAUGAGCAAAACAAGUUAUAUCUAAGUUUGUUUUCUUAAUAA